Molecule: messenger RNA, 3558 nt
Organism: Pristis pectinata (smalltooth sawfish)
Lineage: Eukaryota; Metazoa; Chordata; Chondrichthyes; Rhinopristiformes; Pristidae
Product: RLA class I histocompatibility antigen, alpha chain 11/11-like
Exons: 6
Coding region: 376-1314 (312 amino acids)
Biological process (GO): immune response
Cellular component (GO): external side of plasma membrane
Source: RefSeq, a predicted model, not a curated record
UUCCGUCGGGCUCCUGGGAGGACUCUGGAAGUCUGCCCAGCGAUGUAUUAGUCACCGGGACCUGCUGCUUGCGCCACCCUGUCUUGAUGCAACCCGUGUUUCUCCACACUCGCCUGCACCCUGACUGGAAGUGGUUUGGCUCUGAGCCCUCCGGCUGCACAUCCCGUGACAGACAGACUCUCCGCUACCCCCACACUCCAGCGCAGUAGGGAGUGGUGAUUCCUGCAGAAGGAUUCUCGGUUACAGCAGUCUCUCACUGGCUGCCCCCUGGAGAGGGCACCGUUCACUCCCGAGCUGCCUCUGUCAAUCUGAUCUCAGCCCUCAGCACUUCACUGACCAACGACCGGGGUUCAGUAGGUGCGAGGAAUCAUCGCGAUGGAGAGUUGGAACGGACCGGCAUCACUCCUUUUCACCGUGUUGUCUCUCUGCUCUGGCCCGGGAAGCCAGGCAGGCUCCCACAGCUUGAUGUAUUUCUACCUCCAAACCGUCAACAUUCCUGACCUGCCAGACUUCUCCAGGGUCGGCAUGUUGGACGACCUGCAGAUAGACUACUACGACAGCACCCUCGAAGAAGUAGAAACCAGUCAUCAGUGGAUCGCAGACGGUCUCUCGGCUGAGUACCGAAAAGAGCAGAAAGAAAUCACAGACAAGCUUCAUCAGCUCCUCUCUAUGCAUCUGAAACAAAUCGGCUCGUUCUUGAGUAUCAGCUACAUCCAGGGAAUCUGGGGCUGCACACAAUCUGGAAUUAUGUUCAAUGCGAUUCUAAAGUUCAACAUCCCACAUAUUGGGGAGAUCAGCUGUAAUAUCGCCAAAGAGAAGUGUACGGGCACUGGUUUGCUAGCAAUGUUCAACGAUCAGCUUAACCUACUCAGUGCUAUUUACACUGCUGAACUGAAGAGCAGCUGCAGUCAGUAUUUGCAGAGAGCUCUUCAGCUUGCUGAAGGGGUACUUGAAAUGCAAGUUGCUCCAGAGCUUCAGGUGUUAACAAGGAAGCCCACAGCUACUGAAGGCCAGAGUCUCCUGUGCAUCAUCACUCCCUUCUACCCUCGCGCCAUCAACGCCACUUGGCUGAAGAACGGACAGGUCGUCUCCGAGGGCUACAAGGUGACCGUGCUACCAAACUACAACGACAUGUACUGGAUGGAACUUGUCAUUGAGCUGCAGGGCAACAAUCCGGAGAUGUAUACCUGUCAGGUCCAGCACAGCAGCCUGCCAGAGACACUGAUGCUGAAGGGAGGCGUUGGGGAGCCCCGUGGAGCUGGUCCCAUGCUGGGACUGAUGGCUGUGCUGGCGAUGGUCAUUGGAGCGGUGUAGGGGAGCAGCAAGGAGGGAGCCAAGGCGUCAUUGCAGAUGAGCGUUUGGUCCUAAUUCAAGUCCAGCUCUGAACAUGGGGUGGAGACUCUGCCUGGUUUUGUGAUGCGUGGCGGCAAACCUCAGCGAGCUUAGUGUUGCCUCCGGUGUGGUAACCGGUUGGAUGAAUCUUCUGCAGCUUUGCAGCACUCCCGUUUAUCAAUGUUUUAAAGUUUUCUCAUAUCUCACUCAGGAUUCAAGUUUUACUUUGAGCCUCUCAUCCGUAAGGUCCUGCCUGAGAUGAGUUGCUCUCCCAACCCUAACUCCACUGCCAAUGCCGUAUGUCAGACCCUUUCUGUGAAGGGUUGUGGCCAAGGCACAUUAAUGGGAAAGAGCACAGGAAGUUUUACUGGGCAAUUGGAAGUGCCUCUCUGGAAGUGGGAAUGCCUGUUGUGGACAUUAGGUACGCUAGAGGAAUUCUUUCCUUAAUGGGAGAUUGGGAGGGUACAACAUUUAGUUUAAAAUAUGAGCAAAAACCACUCUAUAAUGGGGUAAUUUGGGGAUAAGGUAGAAUUAUAAAAUAUGAUAAGAUAAGGUAUCUUUAUUCAUCACAUAUACAUCAAAACACACAGUGAAAUGUAUCUUUUUUUACUUGGAGUGUUCAGGGGGCAGCCGCAAGUGUCGGCACCAACAUAGCAUGCACAACUUCUAAUCUUUGGAAUCUUUGGAAUGUGGGAGGAAACCAGAGCACCCAGAGGAAACCCACGCAGACACGGGAAGAACGUACAAACUCCUUACAGACAAAGGCCGGAAUUGAACCCUGUCGCUGGCACUGUAAUAGCGUCACGCUAACCACUACACUACCUGCCCUGAGAACCAGACAAUGGUGUAGAUGUGGUUACUUCCCCUGUUGUGAGGUUGGACAAACUUGGGUUGUUUUCUCUGGAGUGUCGGAGGCUGAGGGGAGACCUGAUAGAGGUUUAUAUGAUGAUGAGAGACACAGAGAGUGUGAAUAGUCAGUCUUUCUUUCCCAGCAGAGAAAUGACAAAAACCAGAGGGCACAGAUUAAAGGUGAGUGGGGUAAGUUUAAAGAAGAUGUUCGGGGAAAGCUUUUUACACCAAGAGUGGUGGGGGCCUUGAAUGAGCUGCCCAGGGUAGUGGUGGUGGAAGCAGACCUGAUAGUCGCGUUUAAAGACAUUUAGACAGACACAGGAACGUGCGGGGAAUGGAUGGAUAUGAAUCAUGUGCAGGCAGACAGGUUUAGCUUAAUUUGGCAUCAUGGUCGGCACGGACAUUGUGGGCCGAAGGGCCUGUUCCUGUGCUGUACUGUUCUAUGUUCUAAAAUCUAAUACAAUGAUGUGUAAUGCUGUUGUAUCACAGAACUGUAUGGUACUGGGCAAUCUGCAGUGAUAGAGGUGACUGCCUUGUCGAUAUUACGGCUCUGGACAGAGGGAGCAGUGAUUUGUUUGUUACCUGAAGACACAGUAAGAAAGCAAGUAGAACUGCCGCCUCACUGCUUCAGUGACCCAAGUUCAGUCCUGACCUCCAGCACUGCCGGUGUGGAGUUUGCACGUUCUUCCUGUGACCGCUUGGGAGCUCCUGGUUUCCUCCCUCAUCCCAAAAAUUGGCCACCGUAAGCUUCCCCUGGUGUGUGUAGGUGAGUGGGAGAAUCUCAGGGGAGUUGAUGAGAAAGCUGUGGGGCGGGGGGGAGUAAAAUGGGAUUGGGAUGAAUGAGUGGUGAAUGGUUGGCACGGACUUGGUGGGCCGAAGGGCCUGUUUUCAUGCUGUAUGUGUAUUUGACCUGAUACAAAGGAGAGAAUCUUGCAUGCAGGAGGGCCUGUCUUGCACUGCUGGGUUGUAAAGAUUUCCCUCUCUGCCCCUUUGCCUGAAGGACAGGUUGUGAGCAAGGCGAGGAGCGUACUCAAGACUGACCUUUCACCUUUGGGACCAGGUCAUCACCCAGACGAUGCUGAUGACCUCUACAGGUGUGGGAGAUCCCGAAGGUUUGGGGCAAUCUCAGUCCAGCUUAGAACGACCAGCGAUUUGUAGCUAAAUGACUUGUCACCUGAUCCCAGGAAUGCUGGAACGGGACACGGCACCCCUGUGUUAGUCAAUAUCUCCUCCAUGUGUUGGCGAGUCACGGUGGAACGUUUGUGAUCCCGGCACUGAGUACCAUCCAGGGAGUGUCUGGGAUCAGGGACCCCUUCGUGUUAAGAAACCUGAAGUGAGAUCACCAAGCGCUAUUAAUAAAUGUUCUCUAUCAUUGUG